GAGGUGAUUGCAUCAUGGUCUCGCACUGAAAACACUGACUAAAACGCUGCUUUAGCUGAAAAUAAACGAGGAUUGCGUCAGCGGGUCCUGGCAGUAGUUGUACUGAUAAGGUAGACGGCAUAUAGGACAUCGAAUUCAGAUUUGAUCAAGACGGUUCAAAGUCUAGCUAGUGAACGACCCUGUAGUGAAGUGAUAGCUGACGAUACUUACUGGAAUUAUAUUAUACGAGUUCUCAUCAGAACACAGACAGGAACAUAGUGUCACUCAAUCACGUCCAUACAUGGAUUAUUAGACGAGAACAACUGUGGGUUUAUAUAAAAAUAACCGGAUAUACAUGGUAGAUACAUCUGUUGGUAAAUAAUGUAUCGGGUUCUACUAAAACAAGGAUAUCCAGUGUCCGGAGGGCGGUCCGUGUCUGUCGCACGGUCAAUUGCGGAGGUUUGUGGAUGUGGUCAAGCUAGACGCCCAUAUGAACUCGGCUACGUCACAUCCGCCUUGACAAGACAUGGAAUGGCGAUGUCAUUCGGAACAUCGGUUAGACGAGGUCAGAAGCAUCAUAUCCGAAGUGACCUUCCGGAGUCAAAACGUGUGAUUGUCAAACUUGGCAGUGCUGUUAUAACGAGAGAGGAUGAGUGUGGCUUGGCACUUGGACGUUUGGCUUCAAUUGUAGAGCAGGUAUCGGAGUUACAAAAUCGUGGAAAACAAAUGAUGAUGGUCACCAGUGGCGCCAUAGCGUUCGGGAAACAGCAGAUGAGACAGGAACGCAUAAUGUCUAUGAGUGUACGCCAGACAUUGGCUAGUGCCACCAGACAUACCGGUCCUUUGAUAGAGCCACGAGCUUGUGCAGCAGUCGGACAAAGUGGCUUGAUGUCCCUCUAUGAGGCGAUGUUUAUGCAGUAUGGUGUAAAAACUGCACAGGUGCUGAUAACGAAACCUGACCUGUAUCACGAGUCUAGUCGAAUGAAUCUCAUGGAAACUUUGAUGGAGCUUCUAAACCUAAACGUCGUUCCCAUCCUUAACUCAAACGACGCUGUGUCACCACCACCUUUAGCUGACCAAGACCUUUCCGGGGUAGGUUCUCAGGUGAUCAGUCUGAAGGACAACGACAGCUUAGCCGCCCGCCUGGCGGUGGAAAUAGACGCCGACCUGAUGAUAAUUAUGUCUGACGUUGACGGACUAUACAACCGACCGCCUUCCAUGGACGGGUCGUGUCUUCUCCACACAUUCUGUCCGACCAAGCAAGGAGCGGGGGUCGUGUUCGGGGAGAAGUCGAGAGUGGGACUUGGGGGAAUGGAAUCUAAGGUACGAGCAGCCACCUGGGCGUUAGAAAAUGGCGUCUCUGUUGUAAUUUGUAAUGGGACAGACAAUCGAGCGAUAGCUAACAUCAUUGACGGGAAGAAGAUAGGGACGUUCUUCACCAAAGAAGAACCACGAGGGGCUACGGUCGAGGAGCAGGCUCUACAAGCGCGAGAGGGAAGUCGACAGCUUCAAGCGAUUGCACCAAGCCAACGAACUGCUAUUAUUAACAGACUAGCGGACUUGUUGCUGGAGCGGACGCAGGAUGUACUGGCAGCAAACAGGCUAGACGUCAGUUUGGCGGAGGAGAAAGGAAUCGAGGGUCCCCUUGUUGCUCGUCUUGGUCUGACUGAGAGUAAGCUACAGACUCUUGCUACUGGACUACGACAGAUCGCAUCAGCCAGUGAGAACACCAUAGGGCAGGUGUUACGACGAACGCGAUUGGCUGAUGGACUGGAGCUACAACAGGUCACGGCCCCACUCGGAGUGCUCAUGGUUAUCUUUGAAUCUAGACCAGACGUUCUACCCCAGGUUGCCGCCCUGGCUAUAAGCAGUGGUAACGGACUUCUACUUAAAGGAGGAAAAGAGGCCGUCCACAGCAACCAGCUUCUUCAUAGUCUGGUCCAGGAGGCCCUGCAACCAUACGUUCCCAAGGAAACCGUCUCCUUGAUCAGUAGACGCGAGGACAUACACGACCUGAUACAGCUGUCGGACUACAUAGACCUGGUCAUUCCUCGGGGUUCCAAGGAGCUCAUCCGGGACAUUUCGGAUCAUAGCAAAGGAAUCCCCGUCCUAGGUCACAGCGAGGGUGUAUGUCACGUGUACGUGGAUAGAGAAGCAGACAUUGCCACGGCAACCAGGAUAGUGUGUGACAGUAAAUGUGACUACCCGGCCGCAUGUAACACAGUAGAGACCCUCCUCGUCCACAUUAACAUGUUUGGUACCCACGACUUCGACACCCUCGUCGACACCCUCAAACAGAAUUCAGUAAAGAUAUACGCUGGUCCAAGACUGGCCAACAAGAUGAAAUUUGGCCCUCCUCUUGCCAGAUCUAUGCACAUAGAAUAUGGCGACCUUGAACUGACCUUGGAACUUGUUGAUGACGUAGAGGAUGCAAUAUCACAUAUCAAUAAAUAUGGAAGUUCUCAUACUGACACCAUCGUCACAGAAAAUGAACACACAGCCGAAAGGUUCAUCCAAGGUGUUGAUAGCGCCUGUGUGUUUCACAAUGCCAGCACUCGCUUUGCGGACGGAUAUAGAUUUGGAUUGGGUGCUGAGGUUGGCAUAAGUACGACCCGUAUCCAUGCCCGGGGACCUGUAGGCGUGGAAGGACUACUCACGACAAAGUGGCUUCUCCGGGGGUCAGGGCAGACGGUCCAAGAUUUUAACAGUGGGAACUGCCAGUACAUACACGAGAAACUGCCUAUAGACAAUAUCAAAAAUCACACGGACGACAUAGAGGAGGAAGUACAAGCUAGCAGAGCAUGACGUAAACUUAUGUAAAAUAAUUUAAUUAUAACUUACACAUAAUCAUUAAUUUGUCUUUUUUAAUAACUGACUCCAUUUAAAAUGUUCAUGGGGAUUUAGCAGGGGUAAAAUAAAUACACUGUAUAUCAUCUGA
This is a messenger RNA of Pecten maximus, 2917 nucleotides long. RefSeq names its product delta-1-pyrroline-5-carboxylate synthase-like. Gene Ontology annotation, molecular function: glutamate-5-semialdehyde dehydrogenase (NADP+) activity; ATP binding; glutamate 5-kinase activity. Gene Ontology annotation, cellular component: cytoplasm; mitochondrion. NCBI's taxonomy places the organism in Eukaryota, Metazoa, Mollusca, Bivalvia, Pectinida, Pectinidae. The transcript is spliced from 15 exons. The coding region runs from base 361 to 2784 and encodes 807 amino acids. The record is from RefSeq and is a predicted model, not a curated record.